AUGAACUCCUUUAAUGUUGGUGACAAGAUUGAGGGUCUGGACGAGUUCGGUGUGUGGGCAAAAGCAACGAUUGUUGGCAUACUAGAUAGUGAGAAUUUCCGUGUCUCGUUUGAUGGUUUCGGAAGCAUGUGGGAUAGGAUAACGAGCAAAGAAAAUAGCCGACCAGAAACCGUAAUUGAGCUAGCUUCCAAAGAAAAGAUCUAGACAACCACAAAUCGUACGUUUGAAAGUUUCAUUCCUUGUUAUUUGCCCAAGAUCAAUUAUUGUGCUGUUUUCAGAUAGCCACAUGGCCACUAUGUGUUCUGCUAUGUUGAAUUACUGAAUAGACAUAUAAACUUUAUUGAGGAAUUCCCUACUAGGCUUUUCAAUGUCAUUACAGUUUAAAAAUUUAAAAAGAUAUAGACAGCUUAGAAUAUUAAUUACUUCUACAUAUAAGUUUCCUGAUAAAUAGUUUUUGAUUUUAACUCAGUCUUGAAUUUGCCUGAGAGAUAUUGCCUGUUUAAUGUUAUCAUCAAGCUAAACUAGUCUAUAGUGAUAGUUUGAAACUGUCUGACUUUUUUAUAGCAUGACAAUUUGAGACGACUGCAAAGUGGCGACAAAACUUUUAUUCUCAAUGCUGGGGAAGUGACAGUUGUCCAAGUGGAUCCGAUAAGAGGAAAGCUUAUUGUAAGUACACUGCUAUAUAGCCUAUAUUCGAAUAAAAAGUAUUCUGUUACUAUUAAUAAAUAAACUUUAAUUUCUCAAACCAUAGGUAACAGAUUUUAUCCAAAUCGAUAUCAACUAAUUAUUUGAAUCAUAAAUGGAACACACAAUUGACAAGGGCUGCUUGCACUGUCGGCCGAUAUUGUAGAUAGCCAAUGGCCGGUAUUGAUAAAUAGAUUUAUUAUGUAGAAUCACUGAUAAUCAGCCCUGCCAAUAUUUUAUGACUAAAGUACACCGGAACACCAUGGUUACUUUACAUAAAUUUAAUUCAGUUUAUACUUAAAGAAAGCUAAAUGUUUCCUUCUUGUUAAUGUCAAUGUUUUUGCUGAUUAGGUUGAACUGGAAGAUGGUGAAAAGAAAGAAGUGAGAAAUCAUGAACUUUGCUCUCCACAGGUUGAACUGGGAGAUGGUGAAAAGAAAGCAGUGAGAAAUCAUGAACUUUGCUCUCCACCUGUACCCAUUGCCAGCACCACCUCCAAGCUACAAGGAAAUGAAGAAAAAUGCAAGGCCAAGAAAAGGAAAAUACAGGUCAAAGAAAAAGACAAUGAGGAACUGGUGCCAGCCACUGAUUUGUGCCAAACAGAAGAAGGUGCAGAUAAAGAGGGACAAACCGGAACUGAACUUAACUGUUUAUUUGUUUACUUUCUUCGAGAGGAUGGUAUGUGGCUAAGGAUAGGAGAUGUUGUUUCUGUUGAAGGUGUAGGAUUACCAUUUAUUAUUUUUAGGAUGUUUUCUCUAGAUGGUUGCAUCACUGUUAAAUUAGUUAAGAUUCAUAACUCGGGUUUAAGGGAGGAUUUUGUCAUUACUUGUAGUGUUAGUUAUGUUGUUGAUUAUGUCGGAGAGAAGGUCAGUUUGAAGGGUUCGGUCCAAGAGAAGGUGGAACAGAGUGCAUUUGUGGAGUUUUGUAAUUUUAUGUUGUCUGGUGUUGAUAGUAGUGUCAAGGUUAAAACGAGGAAACUAGUUUUAGGUCAUGCUAUGCGUGUUGGGUUGCAAGGAGGUUUUGGAAAUCUAGUUGUAUGA
Paramuricea clavata is the source of this 1722-nucleotide messenger RNA. Lineage: Eukaryota; Metazoa; Cnidaria; Anthozoa; Malacalcyonacea; Plexauridae. The record is from the annotation of a GenBank genome assembly.